Heterobilharzia americana is the source of this 647-nucleotide messenger RNA. The record is from the annotation of a GenBank genome assembly. Lineage: Eukaryota; Metazoa; Platyhelminthes; Trematoda; Strigeidida; Schistosomatidae.
UUUUGAUCUAUAUGAAAUACACUUUUUUUUUUAAAGUGUAUUCAUUUAUUUUAUAAUUCAGUUAUCUUUUGUAUAGAGACCUAUUGUUAUAUGAAAGAUGGAAAUGUUAGUGAUAGAUAUGAAUUAGAUUUUUUAAUUUGAAUAUUUCGUAUAGUUUGAAUUAGCCACCUUUGUUUUUAUGAUAGUGAGGUAAAGAAAUAUGGAAUUUCUGUUCAGAGUAUAUACCAAUGAAUAGUGUACACAGAAAAAUGAAAACAAAACAUUAACACACUUAUAUCAUUACUUGAACAAAGAUAUUCUAUUUUCUUAAAUUAUAUCUGAGUAAAUAAAAUAAAAAAAGAGUCAGCGAAAAAAUGAAUUCUGAUCCAUUGAAAUCAUCGGAUAAGAAGGCAAUUGUUUAUCAUACAGAUAUGAAUGAACAGAUGCAAGAGAAAAUUAUAACUAUCUGCUUAAAAUUUUGGCAAUUAAGUCAAAGAAGUUUGGAUACUACAUCUUAUAUUAAGCGUACAUUGGAUAAGAAGUAUGGACCAGCAUGGCAUUGUAUUAUCGGUGAUGAAUACAACAGCUGCGUUACACAUGAUUCACAGUACUUUAUCGAUUUCAAGUAUGAAAAGAAAUCAUUCAUGGUUUACAGAACAGUUCUGUGA